Messenger RNA from Chilo suppressalis (striped riceborer), 1553 nucleotides. The record is from the annotation of a GenBank genome assembly. NCBI's taxonomy places the organism in Eukaryota, Metazoa, Arthropoda, Insecta, Lepidoptera, Crambidae.
GCGGAUGCUGCGGCGGACGCAUCAGUGCUACGCACAUUUACGCCUACCACUUUGCAUAGGACACGCGUGUUUGAAAUUCGACUUUAUAUCAGUGUGGAAUGACUCUUUGUGAAAAUUAAGUGACACUGUGGCAUUAAUAACAAUUCAAUAGCGUCUGCGCAUCGCUGGAACAUCCCUACGCGGCGGGGCGAUGUUAAGAGCGACCACGACGGCGCUGGCGUGCCUCUGCUUGGCGCGCACCUCGCCCGCCGAGUCGCACAACCUGCGCCUGUACACGCAGCAGAACAACGUCAACCAAAAGGAUUUAACUGGUAUCCUGGCAAGUAUCGAGGACAGGCUACGGGUACUGGACUCUGUCAGCGCCGUGCAAGCGAAGCAGGCGCGCCGACUUGACGUCAUCCAAGAUAAAUUAGAACGUGUGGAAACCGCCUUAUCUCUAAGGCUAGAAAGAGCCCAGUUAGCUGCAGAGAGGCUAGAACAUCGGUUACACAUGCUUCAAACAAGUGUGCAGGCAUCUAUCAAAGAGAGCAGUGACAAAUUGGAGCGCAGUCAGAUGAAAAUUUCUGAGUCAGCGCAGAAUCUCACCUCUCAAAUAGCAGUACACAAACGAUUACUGGAUAAGGUGAACGGGGCGUACGCAGACACUUGGCACCGAGGGCUAGUGUUGGAGGCGCUGAUGCGCGACGGGCUGUCCCUGGUGAACGUGACGCGGCGCGAGCUGGCCGACGGGCUGCGGGCCCUGGCACGCCGGCAGCGCGAAGCGAGGCUAACCUCCGCAGACCUCGAGCUCGCCUUCACGAAACGACUCAACGACAACACGUACAAGAUCGAUUUAAAGAUGAAAGAAUUACUAGAGGUGCAAAAGCGUUUCGUCGAUUCAUGUCAACGAGUACAGCUAGAUGACCCCAAUCAUGUAGCCGAUGUGCUGGACAAGCUUAUCGACACACUCAUCAAUAAGACUGCUUCAACAUUCCAUGAACUUCAAAACAUUCAAGUUACAAUACGAAACCACGACUCGAAAGUACAAAAACUGAUCAACUCCGGUCGCAAUGUUCAGAGUGACUCAACAUGCCGGCGCCUCGAAAGCGUCAUACGGAACAGCACACACGUUACAUUCAAAGAAAACGAAUUGCAGCAGUUAACUGAGAAGUUAGUUGACCUGACCAACCGCGCCGACGCCGCCCUGCAACGUCUUGAGACGAAGCUCAAAGACGAAGAGCCUUCACCUAAUAAUAUCACUGCUGCAGCCGAUCAACUUAUACUAAAACUUAACGGAAUCAAAGGAGAAGAUGAAUCUGAUGAAGAAUUUGAUUGGGAGGAAGAUGACCCUGAAGAGAAAAUCUUCUAUAAUGAUGGUGGAGGUGGUGACAUAAUGGAAGAAGACAAGGAAAUACUCAGUGCUAUUGAUAAUGGUAAACAGAUCAAGGAAGACCCCACAGAGAGACCACUGCAUCGAAGACAUCUUCACAAACACCCAUAUGAUCGAGGUCCCAGCUGGAGGAACUAGUUGUUGUAAAUUUUGUUUUUUACUUUUAUAUAAUAUAUAGAUGUGU